AUGGAAGUUCAACGAGAAGAAGAGAUAACAAAUCAAGAACAACAACAGCAACAACAGCAACAGCAACAACAGCAACAGCAACAACAACAACAAGAACAACAGGAUGAAAGUUCACUAUCAAUGAAUGAUCGUGUUAAGGCAAAAUCAUCAAGCCUACCGCUGUCCAAAAUAAAAAAAUUAGCCAAAAUGGAUUCUGAUUACAUGAUAACGUCCAAUGCAGCAUUUAUGGCAGUUGCAUUUGCAACUGAAUUAUUCAUUCAAUGCUUCAGUGAAGAGGCUGUCAUAAUGAAUCAAUUGAAUUCCCAUAGAAAGACCAAUAAAACUGAUACAGGGAGAUUGACCUAUAAUGAUUUAGUUGAGUGCGUUAAAAAGAAGGAAAAUUUUCAAUUCUUGGAAGAUGUCAUUGUACCAAUAAAUAAACAAGAUGUCGUAAGUCAUAGAAAAGGAAACGUGAGGUCUCUCAACCAUGAGCAACAAGAUGAUGGAGAAGAACCAAAAGCUAAAGAAGAUGGCAUGGAGAUAGAUGAGCAGGAGGAUAGGGAAGAAAAUGAGGAGGUAGACGGAAAACGGGGUCAGACCAAUAGUGCACAAAUAGGAAAUGAAAUGUCUGUACCUUCUAAAGUACAAAAGACAUUAUCAUUCUUCAAGUACGAAGAUCCUUCAGCAAAGAAAUCUAUUUCUAAAAUUGGUGAAAAGAGUAAUAAGAAAACGAAUGCCCUUGAUGAUAUAAUAAGAGACAGUUCAGACGAAGAUAUGUAUGCAUCAGAGAAAGAUGAAGAAUCAGAGACGGUACUGGAAGAUGAGCAAGAAGAAGAUGAUGAUGAAGAGGAUGAAGAAGAACAAGAAGAGGACAAUCCACUGCAAGAACAACUCGAAGAGGUUGCCAAAUUAAAUACGGUCCCGGACCUUGGUUCAUCAGAUGCUGAAGAAGAAGAAGAAGACGAAGACGAAGAGGAUGGAGAGCAACAUACUAAUGACAAUAGCGAUAGCAAUGAAGAGUGA
This is a messenger RNA of Naumovozyma dairenensis CBS 421, 1002 nucleotides long. RefSeq names its product DNA polymerase epsilon noncatalytic subunit (gene DPB3). Gene Ontology annotation, molecular function: protein heterodimerization activity. Lineage: Eukaryota; Fungi; Ascomycota; Saccharomycetes; Saccharomycetales; Saccharomycetaceae. The transcript has a single exon. The record is from RefSeq and is a predicted model, not a curated record. Gene Ontology annotation, cellular component: CHRAC; nucleus. Bases 1 to 1002 code for a protein of 333 amino acids.